This is a messenger RNA of Cyclopterus lumpus (lumpfish), 1169 nucleotides long. Its product is annotated as elongation of very long chain fatty acids protein 6-like. Gene Ontology annotation, cellular component: endoplasmic reticulum membrane. The record is from RefSeq and is a predicted model, not a curated record. Lineage: Eukaryota; Metazoa; Chordata; Actinopteri; Perciformes; Cyclopteridae. Gene Ontology annotation, molecular function: fatty acid elongase activity. The coding region runs from base 71 to 880 and encodes 269 amino acids. Gene Ontology annotation, biological process: sphingolipid biosynthetic process; fatty acid elongation, monounsaturated fatty acid; fatty acid elongation, saturated fatty acid. The transcript has 4 exons.
CAGCGGAGGGAACGCUACCGGAACCUUUGGGCACAGAUUCAUAUUUAUAUUUAUAUUUGAAGAAGUCAGAAUGGACCUGUUGGAGCUCAACGGGACGGACUCUGCUCUGCGGCUGCGCGAGUACAGCUUCGAGCGGCGCUUCGACGAGAGAGGCGCGCUCGCGUGGAUGCAGGUCAACUGGAGCAAGUCCUUCGUGUUCUGCGUUGUGUACGCCGCCCUGGUGUUCGGAGGGCGGCACUACAUGAAGCCCCGCCCCAAAAUGAACCUGCGGCUGCCACUCAUCCUCUGGUCGCUCAGCCUCGCUCUCUUCAGCAUCACCGGUGCGAUGCGGACCGGCUCCUACAUGGUCCAGGUCCUGAGCUGCGGCGGCUUCCGGCGGUCCGUCUGUGACCAGAGCUUCUACAACGGGCCGGUCAGCAAGUUCUGGGCCUACGCCUUCGUGCUGAGCAAAGCGCCGGAGCUCGGCGACACGGCGUUCGUGGUGCUGAGGAAGCAGAAGCUGCUGUUCCUGCACUGGUACCACCACAUGACGGUGCUGCUGUACUCCUGGUACUCCUACAAGGACAUGGUGGCCGGCGGCGGCUGGUUCAUGACCAUGAACUACGGCGUGCACGCGCUCAUGUACAGCUACUACGCGGCGCGCGCCGCCGGCCUGCGCGUGCCGCGGCCGCUCGCCGCGCUCAUCACCGGCGCCCAGCUGGGCCAGAUGGCGAUGGGGCUGGCGGUCAGCGCGCUGGUGUACCGCUGGAUGCCGCACGGCGACUGCCCCUCGCGGCUGGACAACGUGGCCUGGGCCGGCCUCAUGUACCUCAGCUACCUGCUGCUCUUCUGCAACUUCUUCUACCACACCUACCUGCGGCGCCACGCCAAGCUGCAGUAGGAGCCCAGGUGCAUCGUGGGGGAUCCCUUUCACGAACUGGAGACGAGCCAAAGAACCUUUUAUCUCCAAAGACUCAUCGUUUUAUACCAGAAAAUGAAUCCAUGAAUUUUAUGAAACAAACACGUUUGUUUUAAGCAUUCCGAUCAGAACUCGUGGAUUCUUGAAUGUGAGGUUUCAUCGGCCCGAAAGCAGCCGGACUGGUUCCACUGGUUCUCCUGGUUCUCCUGGUUCUCCUGGUUCCAGCAGAAACACUCUGAGUCGGUUCAAAAUGAGUUUGUCAAAUGUGAGU